GAAAACAUUUUAUAUUGUUUGUGCUGGUAAAUAAUGCAUAUUUGCAUGUAUGUACAAUUAUAUGCAUUUAUGUGAAUAUCUGCAGUUUUCUGCCAGUAGAUGGCGGAGGUUGGAAACUGCACUUUUGACUCAGGCAAAAAAAAAAAAGAAAGUAUUUUUAAAAGUAGUUAUUAGUGUUCAGAUUUUAAUUUUUUGUGGUUCCACUAAACUCAAUGGUAAACACUGAGUGGCAAAUAUCUCUUGAUCACAGACGUUUACUUUCCCCCCACUUUUUGCACUUGUCAGACACAUGGCUGUAUAAUCACCAAUGUCCUGUUUUGUUAUUCACACACUUAACUUUUCAUAAAGGAUGUGAUUUUCUGCAGUCAUAAUGUUUAACAUUUUAAAUAGGUCGACUUGAUAUUUCUUAACUCGUGUUUAGGGGGUAAACCAAAGUUUGAUAGAUUUUUUUAAGAAACCCAUGUUGGCAGACACCUUAAAAAUCUUAUUUGUUUCAGUCAGUUGCACAUGUAAAUGAAUGCUAAAUGCUCCGUCAUACAUUCUUUUUACUGAGAGAAUCUGAUUCAUCCAAGCCCCGAAAAUGAUCUCAUCAAUCCCACACCCACCCAACGGUCUCCCACUUUUUCUCUGUCCAUUUCUGUUCCAAGCUCCCCCUCCUUUCUCCUCCCCACUUAAUUUCUCUUUUUAAAGAAAAACAAUCCCUCCUCCUUGGCAAAGGCUGUGCUCUAGUCUUAAUGACACCAGAAAAGUAAAAACCCAUCCAAUGACAAAGAAGCCAAAUAUUUUGUGAAUUUCCUUUCAAUAUUCUAAGUAAAUAUUGCAGAAAACGACCCAUCUCAAAAAUAAACAGACAACAGAUUCUCAAUGUGGCAGAGCUGAAAAUAUUGAGGUUCUCUUUGGGAGUGAGAUAGGAAUGCAAUCAUCAGAGGAACAACACAAUGAAAAAAUACAGUUUGAGACCAGACUGAACUUGUCCAGAGGAGGGACAGUGGGUAUAUUGAAGGAUGUUAGGGAUGCAGCUGCAGCAGGCAAAGAGAAGACUGUGUAGUAAAAGAGGACCGAGUGAGAUGAAGGAUGACUCUGGACCCCUGAAGAGGGAACAGCUGUAAGAAGAAAGUAGUUUGGUUUGAUAGUCACGUAUUACUCAGAUUUGAGCCCAAAUGGGCAUAAUCUUUGGUUCCACACACAUCUCAGUAAAGCAACUGAACUGUAAAUGUUUGGCUUUCCAUCUGGACAGAUGGGUCCUCAUAAUUGCUGUAAAACUUGACAGGCCUCUUUCUGUAUUUGGCGUUACCUUGAUAGAUUCAAACUACAAACCAGGCAGUACUUUUGCCGGAUGAUGGAGUUUAACCCCGUUUCCAACUUCCACUGACGUAAUCUCUUACAAUAUACCAACAGUAGUCUUCGGUCCUCUGCAUAAGCAGUUUUCUACAGUAAAAUGAAGACCAAACUGGAUCUAUCAUGUGCACAGAUCAUGUGCUCUUGAAUUGGCUGCUUUGURCUGAACUCUGUUAAGACCCUGGAUGACUUUAUAGCCUACCCCACCUCCUAGUCAUUUGGCCUGGACUCAGUUAUGACUAUAAAACUGGCCUUUCCAGCGUUUUAAACUAACAAAACACAAAUUUCAAGGACGAAUUWMCUAAUUAUUCUUGAUCAACUCCUGUUUCCACAGUUCAAACCCUGCCUCUUGAGGUCUGUGCUGAUUUGGUGAGCAUGGGGUUAAGUUUUUCUCUUCAGCCGAGCGUUUAUCCCUCAUAAUGGGAUGUGCCACCGAGUCGCUCUGCUGGUUUUAAGCCUCAGCAGGUCAACAUAUUCAKCUGAAGAGGCGGUGCGACACGGGCUGAGCCUGUCUGCAGGGAAAUGAGCUGAGCCGCUCGGCCGCCGUGAUUUCACCGCCGAGAAGCCUUCUUGAUGGUGACAUGUGGAAAUCGGUGGCUGAUCGGAGCCACGUGUCGUCGUCGCGGGGUGAUUUCUAUUAGGACCUGCUCGAGUCGGAGUCCAGGACUGAAACGAUUUUUCCUCUCGCUCCGGGACCCGGCGGCGAUGCGCUCCUUAGAGGAAGCGGGUUUCCGCAGACAUCCGGAAAACGCAUCCAUGCGCCACGGCCGCCCCGCAUCCCCAUGUUCUCCCGACAGCACAAAGCUCGGAUUCAAUUAGCUCCCCGYAGAAGAAAUGGACGCGAUGGGUGCGUCAACGCGGCCCCUGACGGGGCUUCGGAGCUCAGUUGUGCGAUGAGACGAUCAAGGAAUAAUCAAGACUUUUACUGCUACAUAAUCUGACAAUAUGGCUGAUCAGAGCAACAUCCAGUCUGCCGCCUCCAAAAGCAUCCGGCCCUUUAAAUCCAGCGAAGARUACCUGUACGCCAUGAAGGAGGAUCUGGCCGAAUGGCUCAACACCCUGUACGAUCUGGAGAUCACCGCGGACACCUUCAUGGAUGCGCUGGAAACGGGCUGCGCCUUGUGUCGGCACGCCAACAACGUGAACCGCACCGCGCAGGAAUUCCAGCUGGAGUACCCCGAGGCAGCCCGCUCCAUGAAGGUCCCGUCCAAAGACGUCGUCUUCCAGUCGCGCAACGUGGUGUCCGGCUCGUUCUUGGCGCGGGACAACGUUUCCAACUUCAUCGCGUGGUGCAGGCAGGAGCUCUGGAUCAAGGACGUCCUCAUGUUCGAGACCAACGACCUGGUGGAGAGGUGCAACGAGAAGAACUUCGUCCUGUGCCUGCUGGAGGUGGCGCGGCGGGGCUCCAAGUUCGGCAUGCUGGCCCCCAUGCUGAUCCAGCUGGAGGAGGAGAUCGAAGAGGAGAUCCGGGAUCAGGAGAGCCUGCGGAUCGACGGGAACGAGCAGAGGUCACCCAGCAGGUGCAAUGGUCGGAAGGACAGCUGUCAGAGUGUUGAAGAKGAAGAGGAGGAACCUGAACCAGAGCCACACAUCUGGCCGCAGAAGAGAAUCUUAUUGGACAUGAGGAAUUUGGAUGAGUUGGUACGUGAGAUCCUGGGCCAGUGUUCCUGUCCCGCUCAGUUUCCUAUGAUUAAAGUGUCCGAGGGGAAAUACAAAGUCGGAGACUCCAGCGCUCUGAUCUUCAUCAGGGUCCUUCGGACUCAUGUGAUGGUGCGGGUUGGAGGGGGCUGGGACACACUCGAGCACUACUUGGACAAGCAUGAUCCUUGUCGUUGUGCUGCUUUUGCUCACCGAUACCACCAGGCCAAAGCCAGUGGCCAAGGUCAGGGAGCCCAGAGCAAGUCCUCCAGCGCCCAUUCCUCUCGCUCCACCAGCCCGGGUCCACAUUGGAGAAACGAGGGCAUCGCGCCUUACAAAACUCCUGACAGGCGCUCCCUGGAGCCGCAGAGUGCGUCCUCCUCCUCCUCCUCCUCCUCCACGCGACCAGCUCAGACUCAGAACUCCUCUGCCCAUGCAGAGGUGGACUCUGGAGCCGCGCGUUCGCUGCUCCCGAAGCCCCCACGAGACCGCUCCGAGCAACGCCACUUUAAUCCUCUCAGGAAUAAAGAGACAAAGAGGCAGAUAACAAGACGUCUUUCUGGAGACAGUGACUCUUCUACAGCCUCCUCCAAAGGAGGAGGAGGAGGAGGAGGAGGAGGAAAGCGCUCAGUUGGCAGUUCCUCUUGGCACUCGGGUGAAGAGGUAGUGCUACUAGUCAAUCGCAAGGAAGGAAGGCACAUGAUUGAGAGGUCAGGUGCAGGAAAUCAGACUCCAUCCCAGAGACCUUCAGUGCCUCGUGCCCGCAGCAAAUCACAGGAACGGCCAUCGUUUGCUCCAACUCUUAAACCAAACCCAMCACAGGGGUCUUCUGAUGGAACACCUACGUCUCGCCCAGACAGGGGGCGCUCCCUAGGAAACGAUGUCCACAGAAGGCUCCAUCCUCCUCGUUCCCACAGCCAAACUAUGCUAACCAGCCGUACUUACUCAAGUGAUUCCAUCACUGGACACGCUUCCUCCUCUAGAGAUGUACAGCCGCCGUCAUCAGAAAGACGAGAGAACCUGGUGCCUAAACAGGUGCCCCCGCCCUCUCCGAGAGGUGGGGUUGGACUCACAAAGAGGCAGUCAUCUUCAUGCUCUAACUCCCCUAUUAAAGGAAUCCAGAGCAACAACAGCAGCCCCAACAAGAGAACUAUAACUACUCCCAGACCUCCAGCCCCUCGAUCACCAUCUAUAGGGAGAGGCAGACAGCUGCCACCUGUCACCACUGGAGGGCGUCGCUCAACACAGCCGUCUCCUCGCAGCACUUCUAACUACGCCACCCGCUCCCCUCAGAUCUCACAGGCUCCCCGCUCUGCUGGACGCGGCCAACCUAAAAACAGCUCUGGUCUGAAGCGUCAGGAGUCCAACGAAGAAGAUCUUGGUUUUGAAUACCAGACGCUGCCACCGUUAGACCCUCAGAAAGAACAGGACUUGUACCGCAGCUUUGAGGCUGAGUUUCUGGCCAAUACCCAGCAGGUUAAAGAAAAUUUAAUUGGAAAGGCUCCAGGAGGAGCAACCCUGCAGGUAAGCGGAGUUCAUCGUGUCCCUGCACUCACUGAGCCGAAUGUCUGUGACUCCUCCUCCAUAAAUGUGGGUGCGAGGACUGGAACUCUGCCUCACCUCAAGGAAUCCAAGAGAAUCGACCUCCGUCACUUGCCACAGGAGGAUCCUUUAAAUAUACUUUCUGGUCAAAAUCUUAGAGGCUCUCAUGAACAUUGGGGGGAGCGGAAAGGGGGUCUUAAAAAGCUUCCAGCCAUUUCAGGCUCAACAGAGGAGAAGGGACAUCCUCCUUCUCUGUCUAGGGAAACAGACAGGCUAAUGAAUCACAUUCCCUCCCAAUCUGCUUCCAACUGUAGGAAUAUGAAUGGAGAACUUGGAAGUUGUACUCCUUCAGGGGGGCUCACAGGUCAACAGAGUCAGCUCGACUCAAUGACUGAACACUUGCCACUAACAAACCACCUUCCAAACCCAACYUAUGUCCUAGAAAAUAAUGAUGACCUUCUGCCUCCAGAAGGUCAGUUACUUGUACCUCUUUCGCCCUCUGAGGACUGCUCCUUCCAGGAUUCCUCGAGCGAAAACUCUUCCACGUGUUUCAGCUUGAGCGAGUCGCGCUCAGACUCCUCCCCACCAUCUUUGCCCGUGACCAACAGGGAAAACGGGCAAAAGAACGCAAACGACGUAGACCCAGUCUCUAAGCACAAACUCGGAAGCUUCAGGCCUCGCACUGACAACAGACCACAAAACGCCCCCUCACGCAUCCCCACGCCAUUCAGCUACAAAGACAUGCACUCUCAUGAAACUCUCUCACCCUGCAACACACCACCGCUGUCUCCUAAGUGCUCCCACCCAUGCAAGAGCUUGCAGCAGGCCUUCAGCGACGCCCCAGACAACAAGGAUUGCUCGUACACUGCACAGAGUAGCCUGGACACUGAAGCUGUAGCACAAAACUGAUGGAAGCAGCUGUUUGUUGUCAUAAAGUUUGACUACUGUGUAAAAAAAAAGUCUUAAGUUUGGGCUGAAAACUGUGUGGAUUGGACGUCAAAUACACCCUUUUAAUUUAGCUUUUUUUUUCUUGAAUGACACUAGGGGUUCACAUUGCUUUUUUUGCACUCAGGCCAAAAUAUUUAUUACCAAAGGUAUGAUUUUAUGUUUAAUAUAAUUUUAAUAUAUAUAUUGGAAGGUGGGGGUAUGUUUCUAAACACAUGGUUAAUAAGACAGUUCUGAAACUCUCACAGUUGACUUUCAGAUAUAGAGAGCAUGUAUGCGUCUAUGUGCUCUACUAUGGUAAAGUGCUCAAUGUUUGAAGCUUCAUCUUUAUAAACAGCUCAAACACUAACUAUAGUCAAGUAGAACGGUUCUCCUAGUUUGUUAUAACCUCUCUGUUUACYCUGAUGGUCAAAAUACUGGUAUCGUAAUUAGGAUUCUCAACAUUACUGGUCACCAUGUGUGAUUUGCUAUAUUCACAUUAUACAGUAGAUAAAAGUAGCUCCUUCAUUCCUCAGAACUUAUAAAUCAUACAACCAAUUUCUUUACAACUGUACAAUGUURUUCCUGUACUGUGUCAGCUUUUUGCUAUCAGCCGGUAUCGUCAUUGUUCAUAUUUGUUAUUUAAUAUUAUUUUGUUUUAAGAUUAUUUUGAGCAGUAAAACACUUUAAUUUACAUUUUAAAGUGAAUUUAGUUUGAAAAAUCGAAAGGGUGUUGAGGUUUGUGUAACUUUUGUGUCAUUGUCACUGAAACUGAAYCGUUCGGAGCUCCUCCUCUGACCAAACUGCACCCUGGAGUUCAGUGUUUAUGUACAAGCAGCACGAGUCAAACGCUGAAGAGAUUGAAUGUGUAAAUACACGCCGAUGUGCUCCGUGAAAAGUGGGUGUUUUUGUAAAUACAGGAUGUGGAUACAGUUUUAAUGUACAUAUUUGCCGUUUUACCAUCUGUGCUGCCUUAGCUAUGCAAUAUUGGUGUUGGAAAAGCCUUGACAAUUCCCUUUUGCCUUAAAGCGUUUGUCACAGAAGAGAUUUUGAAUGUUUUUUUUUGCUUCAAUUUGGUGACAGUACAUUAGAAUUAUUUACUGUUUAUUGUCCUAAAGCUGAAGGGAUUGAGAGUGAAUAAUGACAAAAAAAAAAGAAUAUUGCCUAUUUUAAUCAUACACUAAACUUGAUAGCUGUUUUAAAUACAAUAAAUGACACAUCUAAUGGUGACAUCUAGUGGCUAAGACGUUUUACUGUAAAUUUAUUUUGUUUUUUACUCAUUCUGUUCCUUUUACUGCACAUGUUCAGACUGACGUGCUGAUGCUGAUUAGUGCCGAUAAUAAUGGAACAAUUGUUAGAUGGUUGAAGACGAACGGUAAUUUGAACGUGCAUAUGUGGAGGAAAAAAGUGCAUGAAUAAUAGAUACUGGAACGGAUWACAAGGCUGUCUGGUGAAGUUCUUAUUUUCACCAGGAGAGACUCCAAUUUAAAGAGACGACAGUCCUGUUUUAGAUAUCUGACAGUUUUAGACUUUGUAAAAAAUGUAUUUGAAAGUAAAAAGUAAAGGUUUUGGUGUCAGUGCCCUGCAGAAACGUCCAAAACAUCCUGCUUUUUGUUUCACAACAAAAGCAAGGGAAMUAAAUGUUUUUGCAUGACUCUAUCAGUGUAUUGGUUGAAAAGAAAGUAUAAACAAGUAUGUAUAUACGGUGUGGAAAUAUGUACAGUCUUGACGUAAAGAAAGGAUGGAUGUUGGUCUAAUUUAUUUAUUUAUGAAAUCAGCUCUCAGCUGGCUCAGGUGACAUCUGUGUCCAAAGUACUGUAAGUGAAUAAGUAUUUAGUGGAAUCCAUCAAUGUGAGACAUUUAAACAUCCAUCAAUUUCCUCAUCAACUAAAAAAAAUGUGGCUUUUUAAGACAAAUUUGAUUCUACCCCUCAACUUUCAAAAACGCUCAGAACCAAAAUAAUUUCUUAUCUUGGAUUUAUCCGUGUGGACAAAAAAAAAAAAACUAAAGGUUCUUAGUUUUAAGUUUUUUAUUUGAAUUUUGAUACACCAGUGGUUUAGAUCAUCCAGUUACAUGAGCGGUGAUUUUGAGGAAACAUGGAAGAAACUUUUAUUCAUAAAGAUGAUCAAUUUGAGAGAUAUGUUGUGCAAAUAUGGUAAUUUGAUUAAAGUCUCCAUCUUCAGCCUCAACCAGUGAGCUCUGAAUGUUUGUGAUGUGACACCAUUUUCUUCAGUAAGAUGUACAGAUUGCUUGACAUUGUGUAUUGUGUGUAUGCAAUAGCAAUACAGCAAUGUUUCACUUUUUUAAUUCUCAGAAAUGCUAUCAAAUUGUUGUAAUAAAUUUCUCUCCUGAAGUUUA
Messenger RNA from Austrofundulus limnaeus, 7800 nucleotides. It is a transcript of the gene gas2l1, whose product is annotated as growth arrest-specific 2 like 1. Gene Ontology annotation, molecular function: microtubule binding; actin filament binding; cytoskeletal adaptor activity. Lineage: Eukaryota; Metazoa; Chordata; Actinopteri; Cyprinodontiformes; Rivulidae. Gene Ontology annotation, cellular component: cytoplasm; stress fiber; actin filament. Gene Ontology annotation, biological process: regulation of microtubule polymerization or depolymerization; actin crosslink formation; microtubule bundle formation. The record is from RefSeq and is a predicted model, not a curated record.